AUGGAAGGAGGAGCAUUCAAAGGUGUGGCACCUGCAGGUGCAUUCCCUCGAUUAGUAGAAGCAAUGCUGGAUUUAUCUGAAGAAACGGUUCCGAUAGUUAAUCCGGAAGAUUUUAACCCUUUAACUUCUGCAGAUAAAAAUCGUCUUUAUGCCCCCUGGGACAAUUCUGUUAUUAUAAAGUUAUUGGGACAAAAAAUGGGUCACCAACUACUUAAGCAAAAACUGCUAAACCUUUGGCGCCCAUCGGAGGAUAUUACUCUUGUUGAUUUGGGAUCCGACUUCUCACUUAUAAAGUCCCAGAAACAGGAAAAUUUUGACCAUGUUUGCAUGCAUGAUGGCCCUUGGUUCGUCAUGAAUCGAUUUGUUUCGAUCCGCCGCUGGGAGCCCAAAUUUGUUGCUUCGCAAGCACUUGUGACCUAUACCGCUAUUUGGGUGCAUCUCCCUGAGCUCCCAUCUGAGUUCUAUAAUCCAGAUAUACUUCAAAAGGAGGGACUCAAGAUUGGCACCCUUCUUAAGGUUGAUCCCUGCACAUCAGCUUCUUCUCGUGAAAAAUACGCUCGGAUUUGUGUGCAAGUUCCUAUGGAACAGCCUCUUAAGACUCAUGUUUUCAUUGGUUUGCAUAAACAACCUAUCAUUUAUGGGGGAUUUGAUCUCUUAUGCACUAAUUGUGGUUGUCUGGGACAUCCGACACGAGCUUGUUCUUAUUCAUCUCAGUUUACCGAAGGAGUUUCUGAUAUGCAUUCCGUGCAACCUCUUAAUUCGGAUGUGACUUAA
Lycium barbarum (goji berry) is the source of this 774-nucleotide messenger RNA. RefSeq lists its product as uncharacterized. The transcript has 2 exons. The coding region runs from base 1 to 774 and encodes 257 amino acids. The record is from RefSeq and is a predicted model, not a curated record. NCBI's taxonomy places the organism in Eukaryota, Viridiplantae, Streptophyta, Magnoliopsida, Solanales, Solanaceae.